AUGGCGUCUUUUUCAGCUUCCGCUGCCAAACGCACACCUUAUCCAGUCGACACGUCUGUGGGCCCCAUGCUACGCUAUCAGAAAUCUCUUCCCCGGCUUCCCGUCCCUCCACUUUCGCCGACUCUCGACAAAUAUUUGCAAUCCAUUAAACCACUAUGUACGCCAGAAGAAUAUGCAAAAACCGAAGCAGUAGUGAACGACUUUCGCAAACCAGGCGGUAUGGGCGAGGUGCUUCACAAGAGAUUACUAGACAAGGCUAACACUCCUGGAGUAGUAAAUUGGUUGGAAGAUUGGUGGAAUGAAGUGGCAUACUUUGGUUACCGUGAUCCUGUAGUUGUCUAUGUGAGUUAUUUUUAUUCGUAUAAAGACGAUCCAAAGCGAAAGGACCCUGCUAAGAGAGCGGCUGCUAUUGCUACGGCUGCAAUGGAGUUUAGAAAGCUGGUUAACACCCAACAACUAGAACCAGAAUACGCCAAAAACCUUCCUCUCUGUAUGGACAGCUACAAAUGGAUGUUCAACGCAUGCCGAUAUCCCGCGAAACCUUCCGAUUACGAGAAGGCUUUUGAUCCGGAUAAGAACAACCAUAUUGUUGUGAUCAGGAACAACAAGUUUUUUAUCAUUGAUCUCGUUGUAGAUGGACAGCAGUUGUCUACCGCUGAAAUUGAGAGCCAGAUCCAAAAGGUCUAUACCCAAGCCGGCUACUCUAAAGAUCCCCCAAUUGGUGCAUUGACGACCGAGAACCGUGAUAACUGGACGGAUUAUCGAUCACUGCUUCUUUCUAUAGAUCCUAAACACGCGGCAAAUUUGGAAAAAAUUGAAAGUUCAGCAUUUGCCAUAUGUUUAGAUGAUUCGACACCGGUCACGAGAGAUGAACUAAGUCACGCGUGCUGGGUAGGAGAUGGAAGAAACAGGUUCUUCGAUAAAAGUUUACAAUUCAUUGUGUUCGAUAAUGGAAAGGCCGGUUUUAAUGGAGAGCACUCCUCGAUGGACGGCACCCCAACCUGUCGACUAAACGAUUACGUCUGCUCUGUCCUCUUUAAUGACAAAAUCUCUCACGGCUCUCCGACAGUUCGCCCAAACCUUCCCACUCCAAGCCAACUUCACUUUACGUUCACGCCCGCUUUAGUUACAGCUAUACGUUCUGCUGAAAGUAAUUUCGAUAAACUAGUCUCCGAGCACGACCUUCGCGUUUGCUCGUACGAAGAGUAUGGGAAGAACACGAUUAAGAAAUUGAAAUUGUCUCCGGAUGCAUAUGCUCAGAUGGUGAUACAACUUGCGUAUUAUAAGAUGCAUGGGACAGUUAGGGCGACCUAUGAAAGCGCUCAGACAAGAAAGUUUCAGCAUGGAAGGACAGAAGUGUGCCGAACCACAUCAGUAGAUUCGCUUAAGUGGGUUAAGGCUAUGGAGAAUCCAGACGUGCCGAUCGAAGAAAAGGCAGCCUUGGGUCGUAAGGCAAUUGCGGCACACGUGAAGUAUAUGUCCGAAGCUGUUGAAGGAUUUGGAUGUGAUCGGCUAUUAUUUGGUCUUCGCAUGUUACUGAAACCCGAUGAACCCAAACCAUCAAUCUUCACGGAUCCCACCUACGCUAGGUCUACUCACUGGAACCUUUCUACCUCGCAACUUUCUUCCGAAUACUUUGUUGGCUAUGGAUGGGGAGAAGUCGUGCCCGAUGGUUACGGAAUUGCAUACAUGAUUAAUAACAAUUGGAUGAAUUUCAAUAUCGUGAGUAAACAUUUAAAGAACGAUCACAUGUGGCACUACCUGAGAGAAUCGGCGAAAGAAAUGAGGGAGGUGUUUGAAUAUGCAUUGGCUAAGGAAGGAAAGGUUGACGCUAAGCUGUAA
This is a messenger RNA of Paraglomus occultum, 1842 nucleotides long. NCBI's taxonomy places the organism in Eukaryota, Fungi, Glomeromycota, Glomeromycetes, Paraglomerales, Paraglomeraceae. The record is from the annotation of a GenBank genome assembly.